GAAGAUCAGCCCAUCUACAUGGCAGUGAAGGGAGUGGUGUUUGAUGUCACUUCUGGAAAGGAGUUUUACGGACGAGGAGCACCCUACAAUGCCUUGGCUGGGAAGGACUCCACCAGAGGGGUGGCCAGGAUGUCCCUGGAUCCUGCAGACCUUACCCAUGACACUACGGGCCUCACGGCCGAGGAGCUGAAGUCCCUGGAUGAUGUCUUCACCAAAGUGUACAAAGCCAAGUAUCCCAUCGUCGGCUACACGGCCCGAAGAAUUCUCGGUGAGGACGGCAGCCCCAACCUGGACUUCAAGCCUGAAGACCAGCCCCACUUUGACAUAAAGGACGAGUUCUGAUGUCCCAUCUGAAAGGACAUGAUGAGGUGGGGGACUCACAGGUGUGAAAUCUGCAGACUAGGCUGCCCAGGCCUCUGGCCAUUCAGGUCCAAAAAAAAUAGACACUUAACCUGGAGCUCUGACGUCCUCUUGUUGUCCUUGGUCGGACGUCCUGUCCACCUGGGCGUCCUGCCCGCACACUGGCCAGGGUGGGAAUAAUAGCCAAAGGGGGAAGCUUCCUCAGUGUCAGCAUUGGCUGGCUGGAUGGUGGAAUCACAGGUGACCUGUAUUUCUUCUUUUAUUUUUCUGAACUCGCCACAUUUUCUACUGUGACCAUGUUUACUUUAGAAUAAGCACAAAAAUAAACUUCCUGUUUGCA
Molecule: messenger RNA, 700 nt
Organism: Manis javanica (Malayan pangolin)
Lineage: Eukaryota; Metazoa; Chordata; Mammalia; Pholidota; Manidae
Source: RefSeq, a predicted model, not a curated record